This is a messenger RNA of Odontomachus brunneus, 1534 nucleotides long. RefSeq lists its product as uncharacterized. Lineage: Eukaryota; Metazoa; Arthropoda; Insecta; Hymenoptera; Formicidae. The record is from RefSeq and is a predicted model, not a curated record. The transcript has 2 exons. Bases 183 to 1142 code for a protein of 319 amino acids.
UAUCCUGUUCCAUUUCAAAUUUGCAAUAGUUUGCCAUACACACAGAGACACAUAUAAACAAUUUGUUAUUGUCCUUUAUGUAAUCGCUAUGUGAAUAUUCAUACAGUAAAUUUGUAAAAAAUAUUUUUAUAUUGUUAGUUGCGUGCUAAAUUUUCGAGUGUCUUUGUUAAGUAAUAUUAUAGAUGAAAAAUACUAAAAAUGUUAUUAAACGGAUAAAUAUCGAUAUGAGCAAUCCAAACAAAGAAGUAAUUAAAUAUCGGGGACAAUGCACGGCUGAAUAUUACAAUCAAUUUUUCAAUCCGAACCUUUGUCAUGUUUGCAAAUCGGUAGAUAAAGGCAAUUUGAUAUUAUGUGAUCAGUGUUGCUUGAUUUCGUAUUGUAGCGAGGAACAUAAAAUAAUACACCAUCCGUACCAUGAGAAAAUUUGCGCAAUUAUUGCACAGAUUGUGCAAGUGAAACCACAACAAGACACAUGCAAAUUCAGUGAUUGGCAACAAUGGGUCCAAUCAAGAAAACUAUUGAUGGAAUUAGUCCAAAACGAACUUGAUGACAAAAUGGAACCGUACGUGCAGCAUAUGAUCUUGUGGCCAAAGUCGUGUUAUAUAUGUCAUCAACAGGUUAAGCUGCAGGUUUGCCAAAGAUGCUUUUCCGCUAACUAUUGCGAUGAGCAUGCGAAUGUUUUCCGCAAAACACAUAAUGGGGUCAAAUGCGAUCGAUUAGUGUUAUUACUCAAUAUAGAUAUCGAAACUAUCUCUGAUAAUACAAAGAACAUAUCAUAUAAAUUCCUCCAGUUUGUUAAUGAAACAAGUUGUUUCAUAGAGAUGCUUGAGUUUUGUAUGGAAUAUAUACUGAUACGAAGAAGAAGAGAUAUAGAUUGGCUUGCCAAAGACUACGUUCGAUCUGAUUAUCUUUCAGGACCACUGACAGUCUAUUCUGGGUUUAAGAGAGCGCAAUUGUUUCAUAUUUUAAAACAAGAAUAUGUCGUUAUUCAUAUUAUAGCCUCAAAUUCCAUAAAGAGAGACAAUCUACCAGCUUGGGAAAUUUUGCUACAUCUUAUACCAGAAAUACGAAAAUUACAUAUUAUUAUGGUAGGAUCAGAAUUAACAGAUUAUUUCGGUCAACACAGCCUUUAUCGAAUUUGAUAAGGGAAAUUUAUGUGUAGCGUCUAUACGAGAAAUAGCAUUUCAAGAAUGUAUGUUAUGUUUAAGCGUUUCGUCCGAACAAGAAAUAAGAAUUGUCAAAAUGAAGAUAGAGAAAGCCGUAGGUAGAUAUGUAGUACCUUAUUUUAAUGAUAGAAAUUAUUUUAGUGGGCUCGCACCACAUAAAGACUUAAAGACUGGCGAUACAUAUUUUUGUAAUGAAUAUAUAAUUAUUUACUACGAUUUAUAUUAUGACGGUAGCGAAAAAGUAUCCAGCUCAUAUACAUAAUCAUACAAUUACAUUAGAAGCGUUAUCUUGAACACAUACAUAUUAUAUAUUGUUAUUAUAAAUAUCCUAUAAAAAAUUCAAUAAAGUUUAUCCACUUUUAUAAUUA